Molecule: messenger RNA, 3296 nt
Organism: Seriola aureovittata
Lineage: Eukaryota; Metazoa; Chordata; Actinopteri; Carangiformes; Carangidae
Gene: nmnat2
Product: nicotinamide nucleotide adenylyltransferase 2
Exons: 11
Coding region: 179-1102 (307 amino acids)
Biological process (GO): NAD+ biosynthetic process
Cellular component (GO): Golgi apparatus
Molecular function (GO): nicotinate-nucleotide adenylyltransferase activity; nicotinamide-nucleotide adenylyltransferase activity
Source: RefSeq, a predicted model, not a curated record
GCUUCCUGCCGCAGACUCACCCCCUCGCCUCUCUCUCUCUCUGCGGCUCAGAGGCGGCUGCUGAGCUAACAACAACCGACGACCCGGGAACUCAGAACCGCACAGGACCAGGACCAGGACCAGAACCGGCACCGGACCGGGACAUACGUAGGAAAACAGAAGCAAACCAGAAGAAACCAUGACAGAAACCACCAAGACCCACGUCAUCCUGCUGUCCUGCGGCAGCUUCAACCCCGUCACCAAGGGACACAUCCAUAUGUUCGAGAAAGCCAGAGAAUAUCUGCACAAGACGGGGCGUUUCAUCGUGAUCGGAGGAAUCAUCUCACCGGUGCACGACUCCUACGGAAAACCUGGCCUGGUGUCCAGUAGACAUCGUCUCACCAUGUGUCAGCUGGCCGUCCAGUCCUCUGACUGGAUCAGGGUGGACCCCUGGGAGUGUUACCAGGACACCUGGCAGACCACCUGCAGCGUGCUGGAGCAUCACCGCGACCUGAUGAAGAGAGUCACCGGGUGUAUUCUGUCCAACGUCAACACGCCAUCCACGACUCCUGUGAUUGGUCAGCCACAGAACCAGACUCCACCCAUCUACCAGAACCACAACAACAUGAAUCACAAGCCGACCGCCAUCAAGCUGUGGGGGAAGAUCAGUGAGAGUCUGGGGAAGAUCUGCUGCGCUCGCCCGCACAUCGAUCGCUUCACCUUCGUCGAUGAAAAUGCUAACCUGGGCACCGCCAUGAGGUACGAGGAGAUCGAGUUACGCAUCUUGCUCCUGUGUGGCAGUGAUCUCCUGGAGUCCUUCUGCAUCCCUGGCCUGUGGAAGGACAGUGAUAUGGAGGUGAUCGUGGGCGACUUCGGGAUCGUGGUGGUUCCUCGUGACGGCGCCGACACAGAGAGGAUCAUGAACCACUCCUCCAUCCUCCGCAAGUACAAGGACAACAUCGUCGUGGUCAAAGACGUGAUGAAUCACCCGCUGGCCAUCGUCAGCUCCACCAAGAGCAGACUGGCCCUGCAGCACGGGGACGGUCACGUGGUGGACUACCUGAGUCAGCCCGUCAUCGACUACAUCCUGCAGAGUCAGCUGUACAUCAACGCCUCAGGAUAGAGACCAGAAGCUGAACCGCAUGAAAACAGGGGGAGUGAGGGGGGGGGGGGGGGGGGGUCGAGCUACCUACAACCAUCAUCAUCUGUAUGAAUAUAACCCCCCCUCCCCCUCCUCCCUCAAACUAAAACUUCCUUGUCCGUCUUCUGUGUCAAACAUUUACUCUUCUUUGAGCUGUGGCUUUCCAACAGGAGCAUCACUGUCCCUUCUGUCUGUGUCAUGUGACUUUACCAUCGGGGGGGGGGGGGGGGUAUCUUGGGAUGAGGUGGAGGUGUUGGAGAGGAGGUAUGGAGCUAAUCCCUAAGGGCUGCAGGUGUCAUUGAUGUAAUUUUCCACUGCAGUGGUGGUGGCACUGUUCUAUCUGUUUCUGUCUGUAUUAAGUUGGGGGGGGGGGGGGGGGGGGGGGGGGCCAUGACACACAGCUGGGCGUGCUCAGUGUGACGAUGGCAGGUGGCUGUAACAGGACUCACCUGUGCCUGUGUGUCAGAGCCGCUGGGCGUCAUGCAGGAAGCAGGAAGCAGCAGGUUGCUUUACUGCAGCUCCCUGAGUUUCAGGCUCCGCCCACACGACUCCGAGCUCCUAAAGCAGACCUUCAGGAACUCUGCUGGACCCGCCCACACCCACGGUCUCUCCUGAUUGGCUCUCCUCAGCCUGGACUACCAGUGGUGAAUACAACAUGAUGAUGAAUGACAGUGUCACUGACCUUGUUGUCUUUGCAGCUGUUGUUCACUUACAUUCUCAGUUUUAAUGCUACAACUGUCUCUGCUGUUCCUCCUUCAGAGGAGACGAUCUACUUCCUGUUUACACCUGCUCACACAUGCUCAGUGCAGGUGAUGGUCAUGGACGGAGAUGGUUUCUGAUACGGAGCUAAAACACUGAUUGAUUUGGUUUUAAAAUGAGAACAGUCGUGUGGACGAAGCCUCAGCUCACCGUUUAUUUGAUAGGACUUCACUCUCAUCCAGCUGUUCUCAGAGAAACAUCUGUAAACAGCUGCUGGAGACCAAACACAGAGCUAAAAGAGAGGGAGCACUGGACGGAGAGUCACGGGCCGGUCGCACAAAACACCUUCAAGUCUGACACUUUAGUUUAACGUGUCCUCAGCUGAGGCGGUUCCUGAAGGUGCUGCACAGUCUCUUACAAGGUUUCAGGACAACACUUCACAUAUUUAACAGUAAUUUAAGUUUGUUUGCUGCUGUUAGCAAGUGUCUCACACUCCUGUUGUUUUGGCGGGAACUUCAGCAGGUGAACUUUGGUCUCAAGGUCUUUUGUGCAACAGUUGAACUGACUUUAAGGGAUUCUUUAAGUAAGAGACUAAGAUCAGGAGAAAACCUGAAAUACUUAAGUGAAGGUUUUAAGGAAACCUUUAGAUGACUUAAGGGUGAUUUGUGCAUCAGUUUUUAUUUUAAGGAAACGUUAACCCAGACUUUAAGGGAAGUGUUAAGGUGUUUUGUGUAACUGGCCUCAGGGUGUUGAGGGAUCAGGGUUCUGGUUCAGGGCGUGAAGGAGGUCUGACGUACGGACCUCGUCUCUAAACUCUCAUCUGUGGACGUUUAAUCCACUGUGCUUCAUCAGAGCUCAGCAUAUAUUAAACUACAGGUUACCAUAGCAACAGUACAGCUGCUUCAGGCUUUGUUAGCAGUUAACCAACUGUCAAACUAACCCAGGGGUUCAAACGUGGACGUGGUGGCGACGAUGAUGAUGAUGAUGAUGAUGAUGAUGGGAACUUUUCUAAGACACACCCUGUGUGUGUGUGUGUGUGUGUGUGUGUGUGUGUGUGUGUGUGUGUGUGGGGUUGUUUUGUCCUCCUCGGUUGCUCCUCGUAGACUGCAUGCUUAGACUGUUUGGUUCUGGCAUGAAUGUUUAUCACUUGGUAGAAAAUGAUCUGUUGUGAUCGUGUUUGCAAAAAAAAAAAAAAAAAGUAGAUAUAUUAUAAAUAUGAAUAUAAUAUACAGUGGAGAUCAUCGUCACCCACGUCUGUCCAUUUUCUAAUCAUCCUGUAAAUGUACAGAUCAGCGCCUCAUCUGUCCACAAUGAUUUGGUGUGUGUGUGUGUGUGUGUGUGUGUGUGUGUGUGUGUGUGUGUUAGGUUCCUGUCAGUUGUACCUUGUAGCUGAAGAUGAAUCCUGUUUUCUGUAUUAAUCUGCCUUUUGUUGCUCUGACUUCUUCUUUUGAUUGUAAACUGUGAUGCACUCUUACAA